This is a messenger RNA of Neogale vison (American mink), 3299 nucleotides long. Its product is annotated as zinc finger protein 548-like. Bases 169 to 1920 code for a protein of 583 amino acids. The transcript is spliced from 4 exons. Lineage: Eukaryota; Metazoa; Chordata; Mammalia; Carnivora; Mustelidae. Gene Ontology annotation, biological process: negative regulation of transcription by RNA polymerase II. The record is from RefSeq and is a predicted model, not a curated record. Gene Ontology annotation, molecular function: DNA-binding transcription repressor activity, RNA polymerase II-specific.
UCAAGGCUUCCAUAGCGUUUGGCGGUUGCGGAGGUGACGGGGCGGGAGAACGAGGGGAGCGGCGUCGUCCCCAUCGCGGAGGCCGCUACGAGGCUCUCCUGUCUCCGCCCGGCCGUCAGCCGCUCCCCGCCCCGCCCUUCCCGUCGGUCGUUGGCGGAGGCCGAGCCGAUGAAGCCGGCUCAGGGUCCAGCGGUGGUGGCAGAAAUGCUUAUGGACCCUGUGCAGAGCCGUGUGGUCUUGGAGGACGUGGCCAUCUGUUUCUCCCAGGAAGAGUGGGGCCUCCUUGACGAAGCUCAGCGUUUUCUGUACCACGCCGUGAUGCUGGAGACCUGUGCGCUUCUGUCCUCCGUGGGUUGCUGGCACGGAGCCCAGGAUGAGGAGUCCCCUUCAGAGCAAGGUGAUCUUAUAGGAGGGUCACAGGUCAGGACUUUAACGCCAGGCCCACCCACCCAGAAGUCCCAGCCCUGGGAGAUGUGUGGCCCACUCUGGAAAGACCUUUUGCGCUUGGCUGAACAUGAUGGAAUGAACCCUGACCAAGAUCUGUCUGUUUGUGGGGCAGACCUGCAUCGGCACCAAAAGGAGCAGAUUGAAGACAGAUUUUCCAGAAGGGAUGAGGGGAGUCCUUCCUUUCCAGUGAACGACAGCGUUCACGUGGCAGGGAGUAGCUUCACAUGCAGCAAAGGCAGGGAGGACUUCCCAGCCAGCACAGGCCUUCUCCAGCACCUGACCCCUCACCAUGCACUGAAACCAGACAGGGACACUGAGCAUGGGGAGACCUUUGAAGCUGGACAGAAUGAUUACAAGUGCACUGAGUGUGGGAAAGCCUUCAGCCAAAAACAGGUCCUUGCUGAGCACCAGAAGAUUCACACUGGAGUAAGACCUUAUGAAUGCAGCAAAUGUGGGAUGGCCUUCAUUAGAAAGUUUCACCUUGUUCAGCACCAGAAAAUUCACACCGGAGAAAGGCCUUUUAAGUGCAAUGAAUGUGGGAAAUUCUUUAGGUACAACUCCACACUCAUUAGUCACCAGAGAGUUCACACUGGAUUAAGCCCUUAUGAGUGUAGCAAAUGUGGGGAGUUCUUUAAGUACAAUGCCAACUUCGUGAAACAUCAGAGAAUCCACGACGGAGAAAGGCCUUACGAAUGCAGAGAAUGUGGAAAAUUCUUUAGGUACAACUAUCGAUUGAUACGACAUGAGAGAGUUCAUACUGGAGAAAGGCCUUAUGAAUGCAGUGAAUGUGGGAAAUUUUUCAGGUACAGCUCCACAUUCAUUAGACACCAGAGAGUUCACACUGCAGAAAAGCCUUAUGAGUGCAGUGAAUGUGGAAAAUUCUUUAGGUACAAUUCCACACUCAUUAAACAUCAGAGAGUUCACACUGGAGAAAGGCCUUAUGAGUGCAGUGAGUGUGGGAAGUUCUUUAGGUAUACCUCCACACUCAUUAGACAUCAGAGAGUUCACACUGGAGAAAGGCCCUAUGAGUGCAGCUUAUGUGGUGAAUUCUUUAGGUACAAGUCCAAGCUUAUUAAGCAUUGGCAGAGUCACACUGGGGAGAGGCCUUAUGAGUGCAGCGAAUGCGGGAAAUCCUUUAGGUACCACUGCAGACUUAUUAGACAUAAGAGAGUUCACACUGGAGAAAGGCCUUAUGAGUGCAGUGUCUGUGGGAAAUUCUUCCGGUAUAACUCCAAUCUCAUUAAACAUUGGAGAAAUCACACUGGAGAGAGGCCUUACGAGUGCAGCGAAUGUGGGAAAGCCUUCAGCCACAAGCAUAUACUUGUCGAGCAUCAGAAAAUCCACACUGGGGAAAGGCCCUAUGAGUGCAGCAAAUGUCAGAAGGCCUUCAUUAGAAAGUCCCACCUCGUUCAUCACCAGAAAAUCCACAGUGAAAACAGGUCUGUGAGCACCAUAAAUAUGGGGAAAUCUUGAGAUACAACUUGAAGCCACUGACCAGAGAAUUCCAUUGGCAAACUCAGGAGUGCGGAGAAUAGGGUGAAACUUUAGGCACUACUCUAAACUCAGUACCCGGAGGAGCGCCUUACGAGGACAGCGGAUAUGCAGCAUGGUUUUGGUACGGCUUGCCACUCAUUAGGCAUCAAGAGGUCAUGGGAAGAAGGCCUUCUGAGGGCCGUCAGUGCGUAGCCUUAGCACAACUCCAGCCUCAUUACACAUCAGAGAAUUCAUGAUGGAAAAAGACCCUAUUUGUGCAGCAGACAGAGGCCUUUGUUCAUCUCAAACUCCAACCUUGUUCCUCACCGAGAAGUUCACACUGCACCAAAGACCAUUGCAGAGGGGGAAAGACUUCAGCCAAAUAUCUGCUCUGACCUGUCCUGCUGAAAGACACUUCAUUUCACAUUUAUGUUGGGGCAAAGUGCAUGUAGCAGUUUACCCUGUCUUUGAAUUGCACAGUUUAGUAGUUUCAAAAAUUCACAUAUUUAUGCAACUAAUUUCCAGAAUUCCCUUCAUCUGGCAAAACUGAAACUGUAUCCAUGGAGCAACUCCUCCUGCCCCUCCUGACCACCCCCGGCAGCUAUGGUUUUUACACCCCGUCUCUGUGAACUUUACUGCUCCAGAUACUAUAUGUCAGAGGAAUCAGUAUUGGUCUUUUUGAGACUGGCUUGUUUUUCUUGGCUGGAUUUCUCCAUUUAUCCAGCAUUUCCUUCUCUGAGCAUUUCCUUCUGUUUUGAGAAGGGAUCAGAGUUAACAAACCUAAGAUACAGGGAAGGAUGUUGAUGGAGUCAGUACAACUUUGCCAGAUGUUAUAUGAUUUCCAGAGGAAGAGGAGAUCCAGAUUUUAUAUGGAAUCUUUAUUUCUAAACAGCUUUACGGAGAUAUUGACAUAAACUACAUUUAUUAAAAGUGCAAACUAUAUUUUCUUAUAUGUGUGCACAGUGGGAGCAUCAUUGGAGUCACCAUGACUGAUCCAUAGGCCCUGUAGUUUCCAUUAGCCCCAUUUCUAUUCUCUCUCCCAGCCCUACCCACUUGCCAGCCCUGGGUGGCACUUCAGUUUGCAUUUGCUAGAAUUUUAUAUAAAGGGAAUCCAACAGUUAACUCCUAAAUAGCUGUUUUCACUAAGUGCAUAUAUGUAUUUUUAGUAUUAUCCAUGUUGUGUGUGCAAAAGCGUGGCAUUCAAUUACAAGCAAGGCUCUGUGGCAUAUGUUAGAGCCGCAUUGUCUAUACAACAAAGGUGGUCAUCACUGAGUGAAAGAGUUGUUUAGAACGGGAGAGUGAGGGGCGCCUGCGGGGCUCAGUCAUUCAGUGCUUGCCUUCCGCUCAGGUCAUGAUCCAAGGAUCUUGGGAUCGAGCCU